GGUGUAGGGAGAAGGAGGCAACUACGACUGGGCGAGCCAGACUGCGGCGAGGAUCCGCCCGAUUGGCCGGAAAAGAGUCCCUGUCAUCCGCCAAAGGGCCCCUGUAAGCCCAUGGGUCCACCGGGCUAUCCCGCGAAACCGAAGCCGGAGAGGAAGCCAUUUUGCGCCAAGCACGAUCCAAACGCUUCGUUCCUGGGACCACUCUUCAAGCUUUCCGCCGCGACGCUUCGUAGUUUUCCAGCUAGAUGCCAAUACUCUUUGGGAUCCUCCAUUCUCGCUGGCUGCAAUCGGGCGCCUCUGUCGAGGAUACCCGACGCGAGGCUCGACUCUGCGAGGAACUUUAGCGCCCUGUCCUCCGCCUACCAGGCUUGGCCUACCAGGAGGCCACGAAGCAUCUUCCACGCGUGUAAAGAGCUAACGAGAUACCUGCGGCAAGAUUCCACUCUGAUGGCUAAAACGGGCGGGAAGAAGACGUCCCGUUCCAAAGUAUCGCCCGAGAACUACUCCUCCUCCGAGUUGGCUGACGAAUCUGGCAAGCUUCGGAGAAGCGUACCGUGCAGAGAAGCGUCCCGACGCAGGAAGCCCUGUCCGCCACCGGAGAAGUGCACACCACCCAAGUGCACGCCACCGUGUUGUCGUCCUCGUCCCCUCAACACCAAGUGUCGCGACAUGCCUCGAGCUCCGUGCCCGCCCCCCUGCCCCAUCCCCUGCCCCGUAGAGAAGAAGCCUCCGCCGCCGAAAAUAUGCUAUCGAAAGUGUCCUUUGCCUCCGAAGCCACCCAAGCCUCCAAAGUGUCCCAAGAUUCCGGCUCCACCGCUGCCUCCGAUCCCACCCAAACCACCCAAGCUACCCAGAUGUCCGCUACCCUGCGCACCACCUCCGCCACCGCCUCUGCCCAAGUGUCCGAGCGUGCCCAAGUGUCCCGCGUGUCCACCGCAGAGGGAAUGUCCGCCACCACCGCCCUGCGAACCUUGUCCUUGUCCACCACCCUGCCCUCCACCCUUCUGUCCACCUCCGCCGCCCUGUCCACCAUGUCCACCACCGAUUCCAUGCCCCAGACCUCUCCCUUGCCCACCUCCGCCUCCACCCAGGCUCUGUCCGCCUUGUCCGCCAUGUCCAGAGUAUCCCAAGCCGCCACCCUGCCCACUCCCGCCACCUUGCUGCCCUUGCCCUUGUCCCGAACCACCGCCACCUUGUCCCUGUCCCAAACCCUGUCCACCGUGUCCGAAAGCGCGAGCCUCCUGUCCCAAAGACGUUCCCUCGUGUCCUCCUUGUUCGAAAGAUCCCGGAAGAUCGGCCAAGAGGAGGAAGAUGUCGACGUAUCACGCACCGUCGAGGUUCCACCCGUUGAAGAUCGGUAACAGAGGACUACACGUUUGCUCCACGCUGAUGGGCAAGUCCUCCAAGUCCUCCAAACCCUCCAAGACCGCGAAGUCUUCCAAACCGGCCAAGCCUCCGACUUGCAAAGCCAUGGGUGACAUCUGCAAGGACCAGAGCGACUCCUGCGUGAAGGUUUGCGACAAGCAGCCCAAGCGCGACAAGAAGAAGGACCCGUGUCGGGGCAGAACGAUGAAGAAGAUAGACAGGAAGAAAAAGGGGAAGAAGGAGGACUGCAUCGAAACGUGCAUUCCAAAGAAUAAGUGCGACAUGCCCGAUGUGCCCAAACCACCGAAAAUGGAAUACGGACCGGCCACGUGCCCUCCUCCCAAGUUCGUCUCGCCGACACCCUGUCCGGAGCAGCAAGAAACAACGAUGCCGUGCGUGGAAAUACGACCGAUCAGUAAAUCGAAGAAGGAAGUCUGUCCUCCGCCACCCCUGCCCAAGCCGCCGACAGAAGCCGUGGUCCUCUGCCCCUGUCCACCCCCGCCCAAGUUGCACCCUGGACCCUGUCCCUGUUACGACACGAGGGCCGAGAGGUUGGACCAGGCCCUGAUGCCCCCGUGUCAGCUGAAGGAGAAGUACGUCUGUCCCAGAGAGGCGCACUACUGUCCACAGGAGAGUUUGGUCUGCAAGAGGAGGAAGCCGUGCGAUCCUGACAGGAAGAAGAAGAGGAAGAAGUAA
Messenger RNA from Eufriesea mexicana, 2061 nucleotides. RefSeq names its product extensin. The transcript is spliced from 2 exons. NCBI's taxonomy places the organism in Eukaryota, Metazoa, Arthropoda, Insecta, Hymenoptera, Apidae. The record is from RefSeq and is a predicted model, not a curated record. The annotation marks the transcript as partial.